Dovyalis caffra is the source of this 276-nucleotide messenger RNA. The record is from the annotation of a GenBank genome assembly. NCBI's taxonomy places the organism in Eukaryota, Viridiplantae, Streptophyta, Magnoliopsida, Malpighiales, Salicaceae.
AUGGCUAAGGAGGUAGGAAAAGGAGAGAGAAGUGCCUUGCUAGGAUUGGAGAAAAAAGGAUUGCUGCAUAAGAGGCAAUUUAUGACUCAUACUCUACCUGUCUCUAUCAAUUCGGAGCAAUGGAUGUCAUUGAAAAUGUCAGCAAAGCAAAUCGUGCGUUUGCUUACUCAGCCAACAUGGAAUUUCAAAGGUUUAUGCCCUAAUGUGAAAGGAAGAACCUCACCUGAAACUAGCUCCCAUCAAAAUGUUUUCCAUGGAAAUUCAGAAGAAUCAUGA